CACAUAAACACCCACACGUACAAUACCAAUACCUAUACCAACUUCAUCUUCCCCAUCUCCAAUUCUAUAAUCUCAAACCCCUCUCUCUCUCUCUCUCUCUCUCUGACUCUUCAGGCUAAUUAAGAUGAUCGGUUUGUGGCGGCGGAGGCGGUGACCGGAGAAUAUGGAUAUUGGUUAAGAAAAGCAAAAUUGAAGAAAAAGUCCCUAAAAAGUUGUUAAAAAAAGAAAAGAAAGUGACAACAAUGUCUGUGGCUCAUGUGGAUGAUGAUGAAGAAGAAAACAUUCACAAACCAAGCAAGCUCCAACAUGCUGAGAAGGCUCUCCCCAAUGGUGACAUCUACCUAGGCCAGUGGGCGGAAAACUGCCCGAACGGGCAGGGCAAGUUCCUAUGGGCAGAUGGCUGCAUGUAUGUAGGCAGCUGGUGCAGAGGCAGGACCAUGGGAAGGGGCAAGUUCAGCUGGCCCUCGGGCGCCACCUACGAGGGCCAGUUCAAGAACGGCUACAUGGAUGGAGAGGGCACGUACACGGGCUCAUCCAACGACACCUACAGAGGCAUGUGGCAGUCCAACACAAGGCAUGGUGGUGGGAUGCAGAGUUUCAGCAAUGGGGAUUGCUACAAAGGGCAGUGGUGCCACGGGAAGAUGGAGGGGAAGGGGAGAUAUACGUGGAAGAAUGGGAACGAGUAUGUGGGGUAUUGGAGGGAGGGGAAGAUGAAUGGUGUGGGAACUCUUGUUUGGGCUAAUGGGAGUUUGUAUGAGGGGAGCUGGCAGGACGGGCUGCCUAAGGGAAACGGGACGUUUCGUUGGGUUGAUGGGAGCUUCUAUGUGGGAGUUUGGAGCGAGGAUGCGAAGGAGCAAAGUGGGACUUACUACACAUCUAGUGCUAAUAGAGGGAGCAUUGGUUGGGACCCUUUGAAUGUGUAUUCGGUGUAUUUGAGAGACUGUAGUGUUGUAUCUGUGGAGAAGAUUCUUGUUUUUCCUUCGGAGAAGAUGGUGAGCUGGCAAUGUGAAGGGAAGCCGUUGCAGAAUCUGAUCAUAAGGCCUGCAACGAGGCAAGGAAACACUAUAUCGAAAGGGCAUAAGAAUUAUGAACUAAUGUUGAAUUUGCAGCUUGGAAUAAGACAUUCUGUAGGAAAACCUGCACCGGCUACGUCUCUUGACUUAAAAGCAACAGCUUUUGAUUCGAGAAACAAAGUGUGGACCAAGUUCCCACCAGAAGGAACCAAGCACACCCCACCUCACCAAUCAUGUGAAUUCAAAUGGAAGGAUUACUGCCCCUUGGUUUUCAGGACACUUAGGAAACUAUUUAAGGUUGAUCCAGCAAACUACAUGAUGUCAAUAUGCGGGAGCGAUGCCCUCCGCGAGCUCUCGUCUCCCGGGAAAAGUGGUUGCUUCUUCUACUUGACCAACGAUGACAAGUACAUGAUUAAAACUGUUAAAAAGUCAGAAGUAAAAAUGCUUAAGCGAAUGCUUCCAGCUUACUAUAACCACGUUCGUUUCCAUGAAAACACGUUAUUGACCAGAUUUUAUGGCCUUCACUGUGUGAAGAUGACUGGGCCUGCACAAAAGAAGGUAAGGUUUGUGAUCAUGGGAAACUUGUUCUGCACUGAAUACUCAAUCCAUAGACGCUUCGACUUGAAAGGGUCCUCCCACGGCCGCCUAGCUGUCAAACAUGAAUCCGAGAUAGACUCAACAACCACCCUCAAGGAUCUUGACCUGAACCUCAUCUUUCGACUGCAGAAAUCUUGGUUCCAAGAGUUUUGCAGGCAACUGAACCGCGACUGUGACUUUCUUGAACACGAGAAGAUCAUGGAUUACAGUCUCUUGGUUGGCAUUCAUUUCAGAGAGAUAUCACCAUCUGGACAGCCACUCAGUACUACCGAGACAAAACAUCAAACUCCCAUUGGUGAAGGAGAUGGACACAAAAGCAGUGAAGGAGAAGCCCCCUUUGAUGCUAACUGGUGGUCAUCUAUCAGAUUAGGUUCAAACAUGCAUGCGCGAGCUGAGCUGACAACGAGGAGAAACAGCGGUGAGUGCCAGCUGGUGGGAGAGCCAACAGGGGAGUGCUACGAUGUGAUCCUAGUGUUUGGUAUAAUCGACAUACUGCAAGACUACGAUAUCAGCAAGAAGCUUGAGCACGCGUACAAGUCCUUCCAGCACGAUCCAACAUCAAUAUCGGCUAUUGAUCCUAGGCACUACUCCAAGCGCUUCCGUGACUUCAUAUUCAAGAUUUUCACAGAAGAUCAACACGGAUGAUGUUUGUCUCGUUUUGAGGCUCUGCAUAUGAGUGUAGAUAAAGGUUGUUUGAGGGAGUAGAUGUUAUAUAGAAAUGAGAGAAACAUCAGAUGCAUUCAAAACAAGAAGAGAUCAUCUUCUGUAUAUUAUGUUGCACUUUAUAAUUAUUUGUUGGAAUCACAACUAAUUUACACUUC
Messenger RNA from Salvia hispanica, 2431 nucleotides. RefSeq names its product phosphatidylinositol 4-phosphate 5-kinase 6-like. Lineage: Eukaryota; Viridiplantae; Streptophyta; Magnoliopsida; Lamiales; Lamiaceae. Gene Ontology annotation, molecular function: 1-phosphatidylinositol-4-phosphate 5-kinase activity; ATP binding. Gene Ontology annotation, biological process: phosphatidylinositol phosphate biosynthetic process. Gene Ontology annotation, cellular component: plasma membrane. The record is from RefSeq and is a predicted model, not a curated record.